This is a messenger RNA of Hyalella azteca, 513 nucleotides long. Its product is annotated as keratin-associated protein 21-1. NCBI's taxonomy places the organism in Eukaryota, Metazoa, Arthropoda, Malacostraca, Amphipoda, Hyalellidae. The coding region runs from base 39 to 374 and encodes 111 amino acids. The record is from RefSeq and is a predicted model, not a curated record. The transcript has 3 exons.
CAGAUCACCAGUUGAGUUCCUCGACAGCCACUGUCAAUAUGUUUCGCCUCGUCUUCGCCGUUCUGCUGCUGUGCGCCGCUGUCCACUCGGCUCCAAGCUAUGGAUAUCUCGGAGGAGGAUUAGGCAACAUUGGAUUCACAGGAAUCACACCCUUCGGAGGAUUUGGUGGACUCGGCACAGGAUUCGGCACAGGAAUUGGCACAGGAUUCGGUUCUGGAUUUGGUGGACUCGGCACAGGAUUCGGCACAGGAUUUGGCGCAGGAAUCGGUUCAGGACUCGGCUUGGGACUAGGACGCGGGCUCGGACAAUUUGGACUUGGUUUCGGUGGCCUUGGGUAUCCAGGCCUUGGAAAUGGUUUAGGGUAUUUUCGCUGAGAAGGUGAGAUGGGAAUCUCCAACUCGCAGCCCCGGCCACUACUAUAUUGCACGACCCAUGAAAACUUUUUUCCUUCAUAAUUUAUAACCUUUGACUGUUUCUCAAUCGAACGCAUUAAAUAAAAAGCCUUCAGAGAAC